This is a messenger RNA of Hibiscus syriacus, 2466 nucleotides long. Its product is annotated as S-linalool synthase-like. Gene Ontology annotation, biological process: diterpenoid biosynthetic process. The transcript has 14 exons. Lineage: Eukaryota; Viridiplantae; Streptophyta; Magnoliopsida; Malvales; Malvaceae. Bases 1 to 2466 code for a protein of 821 amino acids. Gene Ontology annotation, molecular function: terpene synthase activity; magnesium ion binding. The record is from RefSeq and is a predicted model, not a curated record.
AUGCAGCAUCAUCAUCCAACUAAAAAAGCUGGUGGUGUAGUGAGUUGGGCUUGUUUGAUCCUUCGUGGUGGCAGGAGGAAAGCGAUGGAGGACGUAAGUAUUAAAAGAAAAGGGAAAAGAUGGUGGAGAGACAUAUUGAGUGGCGAAGAUGAUGACAAUAAGCAUGGAAGACGAGGGGUAAACUGGUCGUCUUUCGCAACAAAGGAUCCAUACUCUUUUGUUUCAGCAUCUGGUUAUGACACCGCCUGGUUAGCCAUGAUUCCAAUCCAUUCCGACCCGACAUGUUCCAUGUUUAAGGAAUGCCUGGAAUGGGUGGCCAAUAAUCAGACUGAAGAAGGGUACUGGGGAGACUGCGUGGACGCCCAUGGCGAUCCCUCCAUCGACUCUCUUCCAGCUACUCUGGCUUGCUUAAUUGCACUCCACAGGUGGAAUGUUGGAGCUAAUAAUAUCAAGCGCGGACUGGACUUUGUUCAAGAAAACUCUGAGAAAAUCCUUGGAAAAACCUACGACGACCUUCCUCGCUGGUUUGCCAUUGUUUUCCCGGGGAUGAUUGAACUUGCACGUGAAGCUGGGAUCGAGCUUGCCUUCCCUUCCCAACUAAACGGCUUGUUGUUCGACAUUUUCCACAAACGGCAAAGCCUACUUGAUGCCGAGGAACUUGUUGGCAAUCAAUAUUAUCCUCCAUUGCUAUCAUAUCUUGAAGCACUGCCUUCAACUUACGAUAUUUGUGAACAAGACAUAACCAUGAACUUGAGUGGUGAUGGUUCAUUGUUCAAAUCUCCUGCUGCCACUGGUCGUGCUUUCAUGGCUACCGGAAAUGAAAUGACUCUAUCCUAUCUGCAAAUGGUUGUUGGAAGAUGUGCUAACGGAGUUCCACCAACUUUUCCCAUGGAUGAAGAGCUAAUAAGGCUUUGUUUGGUCAAUCAACUACAAAGAUUGGGGUUAGCUGACCAUUUUACACGUGAAAUUGAAGACAAUUUGGCCAAGAUUUACUGGAAUUACAAAACUCAAGAGUCAACAAGAAAGUCAGGCAAUAGUGCAGAUGUGGCAAUCCAGUUGCACAAAGAUUCUUUAGCAUUUCGACUACUCCGCAUGCAUGGUUUUACCAUAUCUCCUGGUCAAUUAUGUUGGUUCUUGAAUAAUGACAAAGUUCGAGCUCAAAUCGAAGAAAAUCAAGAAUACUUCUCAAUCACCAUGUUCAAUGUUUAUAGAGCUACAGAUCUUAAGUUUCCAGGAGAAGGUGAGCUCGAGGAGGCGAGAUCAUUUUCUAGGAAAGUGUUGGAGAAAAUUGCCUUGAAAGAUACUAGCUUUGGAUGUACCGGGCUGAAGAAAAUGAUGGAGCAUGAACUGAGAUUUCCAUGGAUCGCUCGACUGGAUCGUCUGGACAAUAGAGCAUGGAUCGAAGACAGCAAUAAUACCAACCUUUUGUGGGUAGGCAAGGCCUCCUCCCACAGGUUGUCAACCCUGUUAAAUAAGAAGCUACUGCAACUUGCUGUGGCGGAGUACGGGUUUCGACAGUUGAUAUACAGGAAUGAGUUGGAGGAAGUGACACGGUGGUCCAAGAGCAGGGGUAUGAGCGACAUGGGAUUUGGCCGAGAAAGAACUACGUACUGUUACUUUGCCAUUGCUUCCAGCAUCCCGUUGCAGUAUGACUCUGAAGUUAGGAUGAUAAUAACAAAAAGUGCUGUUGUGAUAACCGUUGCCGAUGAUUUUUACGAUACGGAAGCUUCUUUCUAUGAAUUGAACAGCCUCACUGAUGCAAUUGCAGGAUGGGAUGCUAAGGGAUUGAGUGGUCACAGUAAGACCAUCUUUAAUGCCCUUGAUGAUCUCGUCACUGAAAUUGUAGCUAAAGUUCUGCAUCAGAAAGGAAUAGAUAUCACAUUUUUUCUUCAGCAGAUUUGGUAUGAAACGUUCAAUUCAUGGCUUGUGGAGGCGGAGGCAAAGUGGAGCAUGGGUGGAUUUGUUCCAUCAACGGAAGAAUACCUUGGAACCGGAAUGGUAUCCAUUGCUCUGCACACCAUUGUUCUUCCAGCUUCAUAUCUGUUGGAUCCAAGCCCAACAGCCAGCAAAGUUAGGGCAGGGGAAUACCAGACUGUUACCAAAUUGUCAAUGCUUAUACCUCGUUUACUCAACGAUAUACAGAGCUAUCAGAAAGAACAAGAAGAGGGGAAAAUGAACUAUGUUUUACUGUACAUGAGAGAGAACCCCGGAGCAGACAUUGAAAAUUCGACAACCUAUGUUCGAGAAAUACUUGAGAACAAGUGGGGAGAGUUUCUCCAAAAUGUUCUGAUGGAUGAUGGGUUGGGAGAAUUGCCAAAAGCAUCCAAGCUUCUCCACUUAUCAUGCGUUAAGGUGUUCCAGAUGUUCUUCCAUUCGAGCAACAGAUAUGAUUCCAAUACGGAUAUGCUUCAAGACAUCCAAAAGGCAAUAUAUAUCCCUCUACAUAUUGGAUCCAACUCAAUGUGA